CCACUUUGUUGUCGUGUGAUGGAAUGUUCGUCUGGACCUCUUUCCAUACAUCGCAGUACCUACAGCUCAUCUCCUCACCUUGGAUCUUUCUAUGCAGUACAUAGUCAGCUCUCUAUUCUCCCAUCUUUCCAUUCUCCGUUCAAACAACGUCACACGCGAACGGCCCCUGAACGGCCAACUCUACCGCGGUGGCUUUCCCAUUGUCCUGCAGCUCCCACCUCAUCACAAACCCUUCCUCUUUUCUCUUAGCUUGACCAGUCCGCACUUCUUUGUCCUUGAUUUGGCCGACACCUCUGCUUCCGUGCUUUACUUGGAAAUCAGUCGUCCCCGUGAAACAUACGCCAAGCUCAACUAUAGCCAAAAUACUCCAUAUCAAUUCGCAUGUGAAACGCUUUCUGUGCCAGUUCGAAGCUUAAACUCCGCCUAUCCCGCUGCCCAGCACAUCAACCUUCCACUCUUGAUUCAUUUGUUUGGAGAUAAUCGAGAUGCUCUCUUUGAUACGUUAUCAACCCGUUUUGAGCCACAGCACAUCGGUUGGGCUCGAAGUCAUAUGUCUGCAAUAAAAUAUACAUUCGGGAUCUUUGUGUCUCUUGGUAUCCUGCACGAAACUCAAACCAGCCUUGCUUGUGAACGAACUCGCUAUGCAAAACAAUAUCUUCUUCGAAAGUGUUCCCCCAUCGCACACGCAAUCAAACUCCCUUCGCUGUUAUGCAUUCGUAUGUGACAAAACUGUCUGCAUUUAUGCAGUCAUUUCCCGCAUUCGUGCAUCUCGUCUCUCCUGCUUCUGCAUGCCUUUCUACUCUCCAUUGGAGUCGGCUUUCGCUCCGCCCAUGUACUUUUGCAUGAAUGUGAUGUAGUCGUACUUUUCCAGGUCGCGAUCUUCCUGUAAGUCGGGUCCGCUGUGCUGUGGCAUCGUCUUGACCAGGUCUUCGAUGAGUUCGUCUGGGAUGAGCGAGUGUCUGAGGUCGAGUUCGGUGACAUAGGGCUGUGGAGAAUGUUUGUCAGUGGUCUUCUUUGCUAGACUGAAAACUAGUUGCAUGUGA
Molecule: messenger RNA, 1043 nt
Organism: Aureobasidium subglaciale EXF-2481
Lineage: Eukaryota; Fungi; Ascomycota; Dothideomycetes; Dothideales; Saccotheciaceae
Exons: 1
Coding region: 92-724 (210 amino acids)
Source: RefSeq, a predicted model, not a curated record